CUCAUCUAUCAUUGCGCACUCGUCAUCAUAUCUCUAUCACCUAUAUAUCGUCUUAAAUGUUCUUAACAUUAUCAUUCUUGAGCUUGAGCUUGACUCAGCUUCGAAAACUAGCUCAAUCUCAAAAUCAACACCUAUAACAAUAAUUUGAGUUUUUCCCCUUAACUCAAUUCCAAAAAUUAGCUCAAUCAAUCCCACUAUCAAUAUCUAUAAUAGCAACCUGGGCUCUUUUCUCGACUUAGCUUCAAAAACUGGCUCAAUCUCAACAUCAUCAACAACAACAAAAUUAGCAUCACCAGUACCACCACCACCACCAUCAUUUCAAUUGGAUGUGGAACCCUAAGGAUGCCGAUGAUUCGUGGGAAGUUAGGGCUUUUGAGGAAGAUACUGGCAAUUCCAUGGGUGCAACUUGGCCACCAAGGUUCUAUAGUUGCACCUUUUGUCGGAGAGAGUUCCGGUCCGCCCAAGCCUUAGGUGGUCACAUGAAUGUGCACCGUAGUGACCGUGUCAGGCUCAAUCAAACACCGUCACAUGCUUCAAAUAGCUCCACAAUUAAUUUCCCCAAUGUCAAUUCUACCCUCCUUAUCCAAAAUCAAGAAUUCAUCCAAAAUGGUGGACUUUGCUUUCUUUACUCCAUGCCUAAUUAUCAUAACCCUAAUCAUACAACAAUUAAAUCUAGUAAUGUGGAUCCCUCAAAUAUUCUCUCCAAUAUCUCACCCUUUUUGACAAAUAAUUUGAUGUCUCCUUGCACUAUUCCAUCUUCAAAUUUUCAGCCUCACAACAUCAGCUCAUCAUCAUUUAACACAAGUGAACAUUCAGCAUCUAAUAGUACUAGUAACGACAAUAAUCGCGAUAAGAGGGAUUCAACCAUUGAAGAUGAGAUUGAUCUUGAGCUCAGGCUAGGAUGGAGAUCAGCAACACCAAGAUGACAAGCCAAGAAAUUACAAGGUGUAACACAUAUAUAUUGUGGGGGUUGAUUCCUUCGAUGGACACUCAACUAAUAUCUAUUUCUGAGAUAGUAAUUGUUACUUGAAUGACCAUACGAGAAAUCAACUCCAAAGUUGUGGUUAAUUUGUUUCCUAGACUUGUUGUAAGAAGUGAUUUUAUUUUCUCUUUCACGGAUUGAUUUAAUUAUUUGUUGGGCUAGCUGGGACAGUACUGAGGAGUAAUUAAUAGUAGUAAUUGUAAUGAUGAUAAAAAAGUUUUUAGGGUUGGAAUCCGAGCUAGACUGUUAAAAGAAGG
Messenger RNA from Solanum tuberosum (potato), 1239 nucleotides. Its product is annotated as transcriptional regulator SUPERMAN-like. The transcript has a single exon. NCBI's taxonomy places the organism in Eukaryota, Viridiplantae, Streptophyta, Magnoliopsida, Solanales, Solanaceae. The record is from RefSeq and is a predicted model, not a curated record. Bases 327 to 926 code for a protein of 199 amino acids.